Syzygium oleosum is the source of this 1383-nucleotide messenger RNA. Its product is annotated as GDSL esterase/lipase EXL3-like. Gene Ontology annotation, cellular component: extracellular region. The record is from RefSeq and is a predicted model, not a curated record. The coding region runs from base 16 to 1134 and encodes 372 amino acids. Gene Ontology annotation, molecular function: hydrolase activity, acting on ester bonds. The transcript is spliced from 5 exons. NCBI's taxonomy places the organism in Eukaryota, Viridiplantae, Streptophyta, Magnoliopsida, Myrtales, Myrtaceae.
UCUUCUUCUUCCUCAAUGAGCUCGUUCUCUCGCGAAUUCGGCCCUCGGCGACCGCCGCUCGACCCGAAGCUCCUGCUCGCCGCCCUUUGGGCCGCCGCCGUGGUGCUCGCCUCCCCGCGCCAUGGAGCCGCCCAUGGGGCCGCCAACACGACGGUGCCGGCGGCCUUCGCGUUCGGGGACUCCAUCGUGGACCCGGGGAACAACAACGGCCUGGCGACCGUGGCCAAGUGCAACUUCCCGCCCUACGGCCGGGAUCUCGACCCGGGGGUGCCGAUCGGCCGGUUCAGCAACGGCCGUGUCCCUUCCGACAUGUUGGCCGAGAAAUUGGGAGUUAAGAAGCUCUUGCCAGCUUAUAUGGAUCCAAAUCUGGAGCUCCAAGACCUCCUCACCGGCGUGAGCUUCGCCUCCGGAGCUAACGGAUACGAUCCGCUCUCUGCCGAAGCAGCGUUGGUACUGUCCUUGUCGGAUCAGUUGGAUCUCUACUCCGAGUACAUGGAAACUGUGCGUUCGGAGGUCGGGGAGGAGCGAGCGUCAGCCAUCGCGUCCGAGAGCUUCUACAUAGUGUGCACCGGCGCCAACGACAUAACCAACACUUACUUCACGAUGCCGUUGAGAAGAUCCGAGUACGACGUCUCGUCCUACACCGAUCUCAUGGUCGGCUCGGCUUCGAGUUUCCUUCAGGAGCUGUACGGACUAGGAGCAAGGAGAAUUGGGGUGGCCAGCCUGCCGCCGGUAGGGUGCCUCCCGUCGCAGAGGACGCUGCACGGAGGCUUCGAGAGGCACUGCUUCGAUGCGGCCAACGAAGCGGCCGUCCAAUUCAACUCCAAGCUCUGCUCCGAGAUCGCCUCCCUCAACGAGGACCUCCCCGGCGCUAGGCUCGUGUACAUCGACAUUUACUACCCUUUGCUCGCCAUGAUCCAAGACCCUGCUCGAUUCGGGUUCGAAGUCUCGACGGAAGGGUGCUGCGGCACGGGGAACAUAGAGGUGAGCUACCUCUGCAACCGUCUCGAUCACCCCGCCAUGUGCGCCGACGACACCAAGUACGUGUUCUGGGACAGCUUCCAUCCCACCGAGGCAGCCUACCGGGCUCUCGCCGAUCAGAUUUUCAGCAAGUACGUUCACGAGUUGCUCUGAGAUCAUGAUCAAUGCCGGUCGUGUGGGGUUCGCCCAAGAGGGAAGGAGUGACAGACAUUGGCCUCUUUUUUUGCCUCAACAAUGCAUUCCAAUCUUUUCCCCCAACACGAUUUGGAAUCGCUCUCUUUCCUAUUGCCGUAAUCGCAUGGUUUUGCAACUCAAUUUUCAAUCCCGGGGUUCUUUCAAUUUCGUGACCCGAGGAAGAUUAACAUGAUAUAAAGGGCGCGUUCGUUUCGCGGAAAAUAAUGG